AAUCCUCCGCGGUCUCCACAGUUGGGAUUUUGAGCUGUUCGUGUCAAACCAAGAUGUCACUGCAUCGCCUGUUCCAGCUCUCCUCCCUCUUACGCUCCGCUGUGGGCCUCACUCUGCGGAGGAACAUCGGCCUCUCAGCUGUGAUCUUUAACAAGGCCAAAGACAUGGACCCAGUGCAGAAGCUCUUCUUAGACAAGAUCCGUGACUACACCAACAAGAGCAAGGCGGCUGGUGGGAUCGUUGAUGCUGGACCUUCUUUCCAGAAAAACAUGAAUGAGGAAGUGUCCAAACUGCAGCGGCUCUACGGAGGAGGAGACCUGAACAAGUUUCCAGAGUUCAAAUUCACAGACCCCAAACUGGACGACGUGGCCAAGUGAAGUUCUCCAUGUUGUACAUUGAUUCUUCGUCUCAAAAUUUGUUUUAUUUAAUAAAAAGGUUUAAAUGUUC
Messenger RNA from Periophthalmus magnuspinnatus, 447 nucleotides. RefSeq names its product ATP synthase peripheral stalk subunit F6 (gene atp5pf). Gene Ontology annotation, molecular function: proton transmembrane transporter activity. The transcript has 4 exons. Gene Ontology annotation, biological process: proton motive force-driven ATP synthesis. The record is from RefSeq and is a predicted model, not a curated record. Lineage: Eukaryota; Metazoa; Chordata; Actinopteri; Gobiiformes; Gobiidae. The coding region runs from base 54 to 377 and encodes 107 amino acids.